AUGGCAGAUAGCAGCAAAGAUCUUCUUCAAUUCGAACACAAGAAAUCGUCUCUUUCUCCUUUAGAAACCGCUCUUCUUGUUUGUGAUAGCAAUAAUAAUAACAAAAAAGAAUCAAACACGAGAUUACCCACUCAUCCAACGCCCAUCACCGCUCCACUUCCUCCCAGCCAACUUUUAGGAAAGGUUAAAGACUUCCUAGGAGUGAUGUCAGAAGCAAAUAAAAAACUGGAAAAUGAUGCUAAGGACAAUCCGGAGAAAUAUGAUAUUGAAGAACUAGUUGGAAAUGAAUCUGAAGUUAUUGAAAUGGAUUUGAUGCUUGGUGUUGCCGAUCUUCAUACACCUGAAGCUGUGGCUGCUGCAGAGUCAGCUAUUUCGAGUCGUCAGCGGGUGAUUUCUUUGCCUGGUGAUGGCAGCGAAAUAGAUUCAGACGAAGAAAGUAGUGACGAUGAUGAUGUUGGUAAAAUUGAUAGAAAUGUUGAUGGCUUUGAUUGUGGAAACGAUGGUAAAAAGUCUUCUUCAUCCCUUGAUCAAAAACCGGUUUCUGUUAAAGAUGAUAUUCCUGAAAAACAGAAUGGAAAUUGUCGUCGGUCCAAAAAACGUCCAGCUAUUGUUGAGCUACCAUGA
Molecule: messenger RNA, 624 nt
Organism: Vicia faba (fava bean)
Lineage: Eukaryota; Viridiplantae; Streptophyta; Magnoliopsida; Fabales; Fabaceae
Source: the annotation of a GenBank genome assembly